Messenger RNA from Schistosoma guineensis, 1564 nucleotides. Lineage: Eukaryota; Metazoa; Platyhelminthes; Trematoda; Strigeidida; Schistosomatidae. The record is from the annotation of a GenBank genome assembly.
GACUCGUCAACUGGAUGUAUCUACAUCUUCGAGUUGAUGAUCACUCUAAGACUCGAAUCCAAUAUCCUUCGUUUCAAAAUCCAUCACGUUAUCCACUUAGCUACUGAAUCCUGAUAGCCAUUUACUUGUUUCUUUGGAAUGAAAGACUAAUGUUCAAUUUAAUCCAAUCAAUAUGGUUUAUUUCUAUGAUAUUUCUCAAUUCUAUAACAAAUCAAUUAAUCAAUAAAAUUCAUGUUACUAUGAUACAUGAAAAAUUGAUUUUUUCAAAUCAAUCAAUGAAUUAUUCUAAUCGUUAUUAUUAUUUAGAAUUAAUUAAAAUGAAUCAAUUUACUCCAAUUAUAUUUGAUAAUGCCAUGGCAACAACAAUUCAUGAACAAGAAACUUUGAUUAUAAAGCCUCAAUUUCAAAUCUUCUAUUAUGGAUUACCUUUUACAUCUGUCGAAAUAUUGAAUAAUGGUAUCAUACACCUGUCGACUGAAUCUAAUUUAUCAGAAAAAGAUAGAAUAAUUAGAUCUUAUAAAGAAUCUAUAGUUGAUGAUGGAUGUAAUUGGAUGAAUAUGCAUCAGAUGGAAAUGAUUAAAGCUUUCAAUGGAAUACCAGUUGGGAGUACAAUAAAAACAAUAAACAAUGAUGAAUAUCUGGCAAUCCAAUGGUCUUAUUCAGGUGAACAUUCUAACAAUGAGAAAAAUAUCGAGGAUCAUGUCCAAGUGGUUUGUGUUUUAUAUCCCAACGGCAACAUAUCAAUCUAUUAUAAAAAGAUUCCUAAUGCACUUGAAAACAAGGUGGACGGUUUAAUGCUUCGAGCUGGCAAGUUUACAGAAAUAAACAACGAAGUAUAUUAUGAAACUAAUGGGGAAUAUUUCACUGUUAUAAAGAUUCCAUCAACUGUUGUAAAAUCUGGCACGUUGAUUGAAUACAGUCCACUUACAUUCUGUGAUGGAAUAGAUUAUGUUGAAAACAUUCCUGGAAACAUGAUUCAUUACAAGAACACCUCAGUUAACAUCAUGAGUGAUGUUGUUUGUCAAGAUAUUCAAAAUACGAAGUGCCCAAUUAUUGGCUGUAAUGUAAAAAGUAUAGAAGUCUCCAACAAUGAAAGUACAUAUUCUACAGAGGUAAUAACAGAACAAACUAUAAACAAUCCAUUAUUACCAAAUACAUUUUCAUUAAUCAGUUAUGAACAACAAUUAUUACAAUCUGGUCGAAAUGUUGAUGUUGAUUUGGUGAUGCGUCGUUUCACUAUCUCACUUUUAUUACCAUUUCUAUUGAUAGCUACAGUUUUAUGCAUUGCUUUUCCACUAUUCUUAUAUAGAACACGAGCACAUAGGAUGAUCAGUUAAAAUUACAAAUGUCUAGGAGACCAAUCAUUCCUGGGAAAGUACUUUUUUUUAAAUUUUCAAUUCAACAGACAUGGAUUGAGUACAGCUUUACUUUAAGUGUAAUCUUUUAUUAUCUAUAUAUACAUAUACAAUGGUGUAAUGUAAAAUCUCAUUGUGAAACGUUUAACAUUUGGUCUAAUCUAUUGUAGAGUUCAAUGAAUGUAUAUAACUUGAAUUUAAUAUUUUUC